GGGCAUUUCACGUGGCCCGAGAAGAACUCGGGAGCCAAGAUCCCGGGAGAAUUAGGCAUCUGAACUUCCUUAACUUAUGAAGUGAGCAUCCACUGUGCACCUAAGACUGGUUGGCCUGUACUUGGCUUUGAGAAGGAAAUGGCUUCUCUUGAAUCAGCAUUUGGUGAAGAAACUAUGGCUGACAUUAAUCCUUCCUUGGCUAGAGAGAAUUCGGCAGCAACAGAAUGCUCAGAAUUCCACUUUAAUGCCAACUCUUUAACAGAACAAGGUCAAUUAUGCAUCUUGGAUCCUCACAGUCCUGAAUUUGUUGAUAAUGAAGGUUUGCCAACUGAUCAGCUGACAACUGCUGAGAAAGUAUCAUUGGAGAAUUCAGCAAAGGCAGAAGCAGUUUGGGAAUAUCAGGGGCAAUCAGACAAAAUUGUGACCAACCUUUCAGUACCCCAGCAGGACAAGAUCAUCUCUGUAAAGGAUGAGGAAACAAAUAGCCAAAGCUCAAAACAAAUUAAUAACCACAACAGCCAAGCUAAGAAUCUGUACUUUUGUGAAAGGCCUAAGACGGACAUUCAGCAGCCAUCUCUAUUUGCCCAAUAUAAAAAUGUGGUCUGUGCCAGUAGAGUGCCCAUGCAGAACAAGCAAUUUAAUUGGGAGCGAUUGGAAAUAUACAACUCAUUAGUGCCAGACCAGAACAGCCAAACUAAAAAUCAUUUAAUAGGUGAUCAUUGUGGAGAAAAUAACCAAGGGCUACCUCACCUUUUCCAAUAUUAUAAAAAUGCGCCUCCAAAUGAAAAUUCGGCUUGGCAGGAUCAAAACUGCAAAUCAGAAGUAAGCAGUCUGAUACCAGAAGCAUGCUAUGGAAGUGCAUUAGUACCUGUUCCUCCUCAGGCAGAGAAUAUAAUAGACUAUGUUGAUGAAGCAGUUGGUCCAAAUACAAUACAAGUGACAGACGAGAGGAGUGAGACUAAAAAUCUGCAUAUCUGUGACCAGUGUGGAAAGGAAUAUCAGUGGCUUUCUGAGCUUAUCCAGCAUCAGCUACUAUAUUUGGGAGGAGCAGCAGAUAGACAAGACCAGCUUCAUUUGGAAGGUAGAAAUCCAAGUUAUUUGGCACCCAUCUCCGUUUUUUUGCAGGAAAACAGUAUGUGUGCAACCUCUUGGGAAACAUUCCAACUAAUGUCAAGAGAUCAUAACACUCAUGCCAAAAUGCUGUAUCUCUGCCAUCGGAGUGGAAAGGAUUUCUGCAGGUCCUCUGUACUUAAGUGGCAUAUACAGCCUAAGGAGGAACUGACUAGACAGAGUGAGUCAAAAAUAAAUAAAUCUAGUACCUUUUCAUUUGUUCCCCAUGUGACGGGGAACAUGUUUGUAGACUCUUGUGAAACAUCCAACUUAAACUCAAAGCUCACAAGUCCUUAUAUAGGGAAACAACACAAUGAACAAUGUGGAAGAUGCUGUCAUUCUCUUUGUGCUCAACAACAUCUUGAUAAUUUGAAAGCAGAUAGAGAUGAACUGUUCCAUUUGGAAGCAUACAAUCCAAAAAAUGCAAUGCUCAUUCCGCUGCAAGCAGAGAAAACAUUAAGUGAAAAAUCAAACAUUCCCAUAGAUCAAAAGAACUAUGCCAAGAAUUUGUACACUUCUAACUGUGAUAAGAACAAUUUCCAAUGUCAUUGUUUGUUGACCAAACAUCAUCGACAUAUUCCCUUGGGAGGGGAAAUAGACACACAGGACCUAUUUAAAAUGCAAGCAGGCUGUUUAAGUCAAUUUCAAAUGGAAAGUAAAAUUAUAGGAUCUUCUGAAACAAUUAAACCUCAGUCAAAUCAAACAAUAAAUCAAGGUUUCCAUUUCAAGAGUCUGAAGAUAUGUACAGAAUGUGGGAAGGACUUCCCAUGGUCCUCUGACCUGGCUCAAUAUAAAGUUGUGCACUCUGGGAAAGCUAGUGAGAAACAAUGCCCAUCAAAGGUAGAUGAUCAAAAUGGUUUGCCACCUGGUCUCAUGAAAUUUGAUCAACCUUCCCAUCUGAAGACAAACCAGUCGACUCAGAAAAACAAAUCCUACACAUGUGGUCACUGUGGAAAAAGCUUCAAGUGGCCUUCGGACCAUUCUAGAAAAAAAUUAAUGAGAGGAAAGGGCACCAAACCCACCAAAUCCUAUAUCUGCGAUCAGUGUGGAAAACAUUUCUAUUGGCCUUCCCACCUCGCCCAACAUAAACAGACUCAUUUUAUAACAAAAGUAAUGAGAAGUAAGUAUGCCAAGCUAAAACAAUCCUAUAUUUGUGGACAGUGUGGAAAAAAUUUUGAGUGGUCUAAACUUGCCCAACAUAAAUGUACUCAUUCUAGAAAAAAAAUACUGAGAAGCAUGGGCACCAAACUCAAUAAAUACUACACACGUAGUCAAUGUGGAAACAGCUUCCAGUGGCCUUCUCAAUCUGUCCAACACGAAUACACUCAUUCAAGAAGUAAAUUAGUGAGAGGCAAGUCCACCAAGCUCAUUAAGUCCUGUAUCUGUGAUCAGUGUGGAAAAAGCUUCACAUGGCCUUCUGAUCUUGCCCGACAUGAACGCACUCAUUCUAGAAAAAAAUUAUUGAGAGGCAAGUGCACCAAACUCAACAAAUGCUAUACAGGUAGUCAAUGUGGAAAGAGUUUCCAGUGUCAUUCUCAACUUGCCAAACAUGAACAAACUCAUUCCAGAAGUAAAUUAUUGAGAGGCAAGUGCACCAAGCUCAACAAAUCCUAUAUCUGUGAUCAGUGUGGAAAAAGCUUCACAUGGCCUUCUGAUCUUGCCCGACAUGAACACACUCAUUCUAGAAAAAAAUUAUUGAGAGGCAAGUGCAUCAAGCUCAAUAAAUCCUAUAUCUGUAAUCAGUGUGGAAAAAGCUUCACGUGGCCUUCUGAUCUUGCCCGACAUGAACACACUCAUUCUAGAAAAAAAUUAUUAAGAGGCAAGUGCACCAAGCUCAACAAAUCCUAUAUCUGUGAUCAGUGUGGAAAAAGCUUCACAUGGCCUUCUGAUCUUGCCCGACAUGAACACACUCAUUCUAGAAAAAAAUUAUUGAGAGGCAAGUGCACCAAGCUCAACAAAUCCUAUAUCUGUGAUCAGUGUGGAAAAAGCUUCACAUGGCCUUCUGAUCUUGCCCGACAUGAACACACUCAUUCUAGAAAAAAAUUAUUGAGAGGCAAGUGCACCAAGCUCAACAAAUCCUAUAUCUGUGAUCAGUGUGGAAAAAGCUUCACAUGGCCUUCUGAUCUUGCCCGACAUGAACACACUCAUUCUAGAAAAAAAUUAUUGAGAGGCAAGUGCACCAAGCUCAACAAAUCCUAUAUCUGUGAUCAGUGUGGAAAAAGCUUCACAUGGCCUUCUGAUCUUGCCCGACAUGAACACACUCAUUCUAGAAAAAAAUUAUUGAGAGAGGCAAGUGCACCAAGCUCAACAAAUCCUAUAUCUGUGAUCAGUGUGGAAAAAGCUUCACAUGGCCUUCUGAUCUUGCCCGACAUGAACACACUCAUUGUAGAAAAUAAUUACUGAAAGGCAAGCAAUGCCUCAACACAUCACAUAUUUUUUAUCAGUGUGGAAAAGGUUUCCAAAGGCCCUCUGACUUUGCCUGACAUGAACACACUUAUUUUAGAGAAAUGUCACAUAGAAAUAAACACAUAAAGCUUCAAAAGCUGUUUGGGUAUACUCUGUAAAAAGAAUUUUAAGGGGUUUCUCCCUUGUUCAACCUAAAUGCUCUCAUUCUGGGAAAUAAUGACUAGAAGCAAAUGCACCAAGCUCAAGAAGCUGCGCAUCUGUUGUGAAUGUAGAAAAAAAAACUUCCAAUGGCUUUCUAAGCCUUUGCUAAAUAUCGGCAUGUUCAUUCCAGAAAAAUGUUAAUAUCCAGAAAUUAUGCAGUACAGUUAUGGUUACACUGGGAAACUGAUGGUGUAGCCUGACCUUGUCCAGCAAACCCAUGUUUACUCUAAAAUAAAAUUGAUGAGAGGCAAAUGUACCAAAGCUUCCCACAUCCUGUCUUUUCCAGCCAUGAAAGGAUUCACACUAAAGAAAUACACUUAGCCAAUGACAAGUGCAUUAAGCUCCAGAAAUCCUCUAUUUGUCCUCAGUGUGAAAAAAGUCUUCAGUGGUUGCCUGAACCUCCUGACAAUGAAUCUGUCAGAUUCAUUCCAGGAAAAAAUAAUGGGUUUAACCUGCCUGCUUGCUCCAGCAGAAAAGGCUUGCUGCAGACCCUCUCAAGGAAUUUUAGUUGGCAGCGUUGAGAAGAGCCUUUUCUACUGUGGCUCCCACCACGUGGAAUAUUCUACUGCCAGUGAGAUCUGCCCCUCACCAUUUGGCCUUCCAGAAGGACCUUAAAACCUGGUUUUGCCUGCUGUCUGGGGUGUAUGUGUGUGUUGUUUGCUGGAGGAGGUUGACCCAGUAAGAGAAGACCUCACUCCCAUGCCAUCCACCCCCUUGGUUUUAGUUCUUACAUAAGUUAUCUUAAUUUUAAAUAUUAAUUAAUUUUUUUAAAAAAUCUUAAUUUUAAAAACCCAUGGUGGCACAGUGGUUAAAAUACAGUAUUGCAGGGUA
Crotalus tigris (Tiger rattlesnake) is the source of this 4548-nucleotide messenger RNA. RefSeq names its product zinc finger protein 268-like. The record is from RefSeq and is a predicted model, not a curated record. Gene Ontology annotation, cellular component: microtubule. Gene Ontology annotation, biological process: microtubule bundle formation; positive regulation of protein polymerization; regulation of DNA-templated transcription. Gene Ontology annotation, molecular function: DNA-binding transcription factor activity, RNA polymerase II-specific; RNA polymerase II cis-regulatory region sequence-specific DNA binding; tubulin binding. The transcript is spliced from 4 exons. Lineage: Eukaryota; Metazoa; Chordata; Lepidosauria; Squamata; Viperidae. The coding region runs from base 139 to 3513 and encodes 1124 amino acids.